This is a messenger RNA of Protobothrops mucrosquamatus (brown spotted pit viper), 1509 nucleotides long. RefSeq names its product PDZ domain containing 1 (gene PDZK1). The record is from RefSeq and is a predicted model, not a curated record. The coding region runs from base 1 to 1509 and encodes 502 amino acids. Lineage: Eukaryota; Metazoa; Chordata; Lepidosauria; Squamata; Viperidae. Gene Ontology annotation, biological process: protein localization to plasma membrane. The transcript is spliced from 8 exons. Gene Ontology annotation, molecular function: protein-membrane adaptor activity; signaling receptor binding. Gene Ontology annotation, cellular component: apical plasma membrane.
AUGUCACUUCAUCCCAGAGAAUGCACACUGGCCAGAGAAGAUGGUGAAAACUAUGGAUUCUGCCUACGCAUUGAGAAAUUCAAAACAGGGCAUCUUAUCCGAAAUGUAGAAAAGGAUAGUCCAGCUGAGAAGGCAGGACUAAAAGAUGGAGACAGAAUCCUGAAGAUUAAUGGAGUGUUUAUAGAUAAGGAAGAUCAUGGAGAGGUGGCUGAUUUAAUUAGAAAAAGUGUCACUCGUGUAUUAUUCCUUAUUUUGGAUGACCAUUCUUAUGAAAGUGCAUUAAAAGAAGGAAUCAGUCUUGAAGAGUUGGCUGAAAAGUCACCAAACCAAGAACAGACAGAAGAUCUCCAACUUGUGCAAUCUGAAGAAUCGGGUACAGCUCCACAACCCCAUCUCUGUUAUCUAAUUAAGGAAAAAAAUAGCUAUGGUUUCUCUUUGAAGUCUUCUACAGGACAGAAAGGUUUGUUCAUUGUAGAUUUGACCCCACAGGGUCCAGCUGUGAAAGCUGGAGUGCAGCCAAAUGAUCGCCUUAUAGAAAUCAACGGAGAGAAUAUGGAGAACAAUACACACGAAGAAGUAGUUGAGAAGGUGAAAAAGUCUGGGAAUCAGGUUGUGUUUCUACUGUCAGAUAAAGAAACUGACCAGUAUUACUACAGGCGGAAUAUGGAAUUGACAAGGGGAAAGGCCAGUCUGAAAUUAUUACCUCACAAACCCCGAAAUAUUGAGCUCAAAAAGGGGAAUACUGGUUAUGGAUUUUACCUGAGAAUGGAGCAAAAUGGCAAAGGCCACUUGAUUAAGGAUAUUGAUUCAGACAGCCCUGCAGCUAAAGCAGGUCUCAGGGACAAUGAUGUCUUGGUCGCUGUAAAUGGAGAGCCAAUUGAAGCACUGGACCAUGAAGCUGUGGUAGAGAAAAUCAGACAAUCUGGUGAAAACACAACACUACUAGUGGUGGAUAAAGAGACUGACACCAUGUAUAAAAUGGCUAAAAUAUCUCCUUGUCUCUACUGCCAUACAAUACUGGAGCCACAUCUGAGCGUUGCAAAGGUACCCAUGCAUGCUGAGGAAGAAAAUCACAAGCCCAGGCUCUGUAAACUCAUAAAAGGUCUCACCGGAUUCGGCUUUCGAUUGAAUGCCAUUAACAAUAUACCUGGAGUGUUCAUCAAAGAGGUAAAAAAGGAUGGGCCUGCCGAUAUAGCAGGGCUGCAAGAUGAUGACAUCGUGAUAGAAGUGAAUGGUACCAAUGUAGAGAAUGAAGAGUAUGAAGACGUGGUAGCAAGAAUCCAAGAGAGUGGUAACAGUCUGACACUAUCGGUGUGUGACAAAAAGGCUUAUCAGCACUUCUGCUCCCAAAAGAAGGCUGUUACAGCCUCCAUGGCUGACCCAUUAAGUGACAGCCAUGAUGAGCCUCCUGCCUAUGCAGAGAUACAAGCAACAGAGCCAGAAAAUGCGCUGCCAGGACCACGAAAAAGGGCCAGCUCAUCCUCCUCUGAAGAAGAUACUGACCUGUGA